Phytophthora nicotianae INRA-310 is the source of this 1142-nucleotide messenger RNA. RefSeq lists its product as hypothetical. Gene Ontology annotation, biological process: endocytosis. The transcript has a single exon. The record is from RefSeq and is a predicted model, not a curated record. The coding region runs from base 152 to 931 and encodes 259 amino acids. NCBI's taxonomy places the organism in Eukaryota, Oomycota, Peronosporomycetes, Peronosporales, Peronosporaceae. Gene Ontology annotation, cellular component: clathrin vesicle coat; membrane.
AAGAGUUUCUCAUAUCCCACAUUUACAGGAUCUACUAAUCUCAAAGUCCAGAAUCCGUGCCAGCAUCUAUACUUACUUCAAUUUACAUUCUCACAGAUUUUAUCCGGUGACGAUAGCCAUCUUAAUCGAGCUCCUAGAAAUCUUACGAGCAAUGACGGAUUCUGCGGACGCGUUCGAGUUGGAACGCUCGCUGUUCAGCGAGAAGGGCGUGUGGUUCUACCAAGUACCGGCAGGUCAAGUGACGAGUCUGGCGCCACGUGCUGAUGCUUGGGACCCGGAGCAUCCGUUCCUCACGGGCUCGGUGCGAGUGAUGCAGAAGGGAGAUGCGUGCUUCGUUCAGCUCUUCGAACCUGUAGCAGACGAAGCCGAGGCUUCUGCAACCCCCACACUAUUCGCUCAGUGUCCAUUGCAGAUCUCACGCGAGCUGGCACUAGACGUGUAUGUGCACGACUGCGUGGACUCGUCGCGCUACUUUAUGCUGCGCGUGGAGGACGAACAGAGCGGACGUCGCGCCUUCGUGGGCAUCGGCUUUCCAGAUCGCACCGCGGCGUUUAACUUCAAAGCCACACUGCAGGACUACGCCAAGUAUGCAUUGCGGCAGCUGGAGGUGGAGCAGGAGACCGCAGAAGCUGCAGAGACGUCGGUAGGCGAAGGAAUGUCUCCUAAGAAGGACCUCAGUCUGCCACAAGGAACGACUAUCCGGAUAAACCUCAAGACCAACGGUGCUGACGAUGGAGAGAGAAGUACACGACGUCGAAGUAGCGGAGAAGGGAGUGCAGUGAGUCCAGCCAAGGUGCCGAUGAUCCCGCCACCGCCGAGAGACUCACCUUCGUCGACAGUGAAGGUGCCGGCUAUUGCGCCUCCGCCAACAGUGGCGGAACCGGCAACUGCUGUGGAUGAUGAAGAUUGGGGGGACUUUACGUCGGCCUAAUAAAAAAUGAUGUGAAAGUACAUGCAGAUGUCAAGUUGCUACGGCUAACUCGUCUAUUCAUUAAAUAGAAGCAGCAUCUUGAUGAUGAUGAUAACAUGUUCCACUAAUAAUGACCCGGGCCAACACCUCAGCCUCAGCUUUUCAGCUACAUUUGCAACUAGCACGAUAAAAGAUGGAAGUUUGUUAAACCCGACAUAUACAGGAAAAUGCA